AUGGAGGAGGCCGCGCUGCUUGUUGUUGUGGCUGAAGAGGUGCGAGAUAUCCAACAACAGCCAGCAAAGGUUCACGGCGUCGGAGAAGCCCCACCACAGUACUAUAGAAAACAAUUCCCGAUGCACACCUGCAAGCACUGUCAAAAUAAAUUCACAUCCUGGGGCGCUCUGAUCUACCACCGGAAGCACAUCCACGGAGAAAGCAUCGAAAAGACGCAAUUUGUUAAAUGUACGUCGUGCCAUUUGAAAUUCGCUUCCGAAGAGGAAAUGACGACCCAUGUUUGCCUCAGGGGAAUCAUUCGCGAAAGGGAACGUCCCUUCAAGUGCGACCUGUGCGAUAAAGCUUUUCCCGUAAAAACUCAACUGGAAAUCCACUAUUCCGUCCAUCCGGAAUACCACAACUUCAAGUGUGACGAAUGUCCGAGGGGUUUUUACUUUGAAAGGGAGCUCGACAGACACAAGAAGAAGGUGCAUAUAUCAACAGAGUCGUACCACACGUGUGAGACCUGUAAUCUGCGGUUCAAAACCAAAGGAAACUUGGUACGACACCAGGAGUUCCACAUGGGCCGCGUGUACUGCUGUGAGCAUUGUGGCAAAGAGUUCCAAGCGCGACAUUCGCUCAAAACGCACAUGUACUACGCGCACGCUGAGUACGGGAGCGAGGCCGCCCGUGCCGCUCGAGCGAUCCCUUGCAAAAUCUGUGGCAAAACGCUCGCCGGAACCAGUAGUCUGAAGUUGCAUAUGGAAAUACACACCAACGAACGGCAGUUCAAAUGUUCCUUUCCAUCCUGUGGAAAAUUAUUCCUCAGGAGAACCUGUGUAAGGGUGCACGAGCAAAGUCACACGAAGGAUUACAGAUUCAAGUGCAAGUUCUGCGAUUACGGCACCGUUCACCGGAAGACAAUUCUGCUGCACGAGCAGCGGGAGCAUAACUACAACCGCUCGUUGAAGGGAACGAUUCGUGAGAUGAUGAAAAUCACUAAACAAAGCUGUAUUAUCAUAACUUGA
Culex pipiens pallens (northern house mosquito) is the source of this 1008-nucleotide messenger RNA. RefSeq names its product zinc finger protein 239-like. Gene Ontology annotation, cellular component: nucleus. NCBI's taxonomy places the organism in Eukaryota, Metazoa, Arthropoda, Insecta, Diptera, Culicidae. The transcript is spliced from 2 exons. Bases 1 to 1008 code for a protein of 335 amino acids. The record is from RefSeq and is a predicted model, not a curated record.